UUAAAGAAGGAAAUUUGAUUGAGUGAGGGUUAAUUUAGAGUUUUGGGUGAAUUUAAGUUUAGAGUGAGAUGAAAGGAAAAAGAAGGUAUUCUAAGGCGAAGAGUUCGAAAUUUUUAAAAAAUAAAGAGGUGAUUUUGGAGAAUUAUGAGGAGGAUGAAGGAACUGUGAGUAUUGAUAGAGAUGAGGCAGAUAAAAAGCAGAUUAAUUUUAAAAAGGUGAAAUUAACCAAAUUUAUCAAACAAAAGAAAACAAAAUAAGAAAACUGUCACAAAAACAAAGAAAUCUGGACCUCUUAAAUCAUACAGAGUUAUUAUCAAUGGUGCAACCAAAAAGCUUGAGAGAUAUAAGGUAGGAAUAAAAUAUCCAAAAAUCAAAUUCAAGAAGCCAUCCUCCUCACUCACCACAUGAAGAAUAGAUAUUUGUAUAUGGGAAUUAAUUUCAGGGCCGUUCUUUUAACCAAAUUAUAUUUUCUUCAGUUUUACUAAUUCUAUUAUCCUCUGUCUUAGACAUGGUCAAAUCUCAACAAAUAUUUAUAUAGAUUAAUUCACCUGGUAAAAGUUCUUCCUUACCCAAUCAGAUCACUCAAGGCUAA
Molecule: messenger RNA, 592 nt
Organism: Moneuplotes crassus
Lineage: Eukaryota; Ciliophora; Spirotrichea; Euplotida; Euplotidae
Source: the annotation of a GenBank genome assembly